Molecule: messenger RNA, 648 nt
Organism: Colletotrichum abscissum
Lineage: Eukaryota; Fungi; Ascomycota; Sordariomycetes; Glomerellales; Glomerellaceae
Product: HD domain-containing protein
Exons: 1
Coding region: 1-648 (215 amino acids)
Source: RefSeq, a predicted model, not a curated record
AUGGCUCAAACCGCAUCACCAACCAAAGAGGAGCUCGUCUCCGAGGUGACAAAAUACGUCGAGGCCUACAUGGCAAAAUACGACGCCUCCCACGACUUCAACCACAUCAAGCGCGUCGUCUCCCUCGCCCACCGCAUCCACGCGCAAUCUCCAGCUACGACCCCGGCCCUAGACAAACACACAAUCACCCUCUCCGCCCUCCUCCACGACGUCGGCGACCGCAAGUACCUCCAGCCGGGCGAGGACGCAUCCACCCUUGUCUCCACCCUCCUCUGCUCCCUCGGCGCCAGCCCCGACCUCGCCGCCCGCGUACAGACAAUCUGCCUCGGCGUCAGCUACUCCAGCGAGAUCAAGGAUCCGGCGCGCGUACGGGCGCUGAUUGCAGAGUACCCAGAGCUCGCCGUCGUGCAGGACGCCGACCGCCUCGACGCCAUUGGCGCCGUGGGCAUCGGGCGCUGCUUCACGUUUGGCGGCGCAAAGGGCGCGCGCAGCAUGGACGACUCCAUCGAGCACUUUGAGGAGAAGCUCGUCAGGUUGGAGGGGAUGAUGAAGACGGAUGCUGGGAGGGAGAUGGCGCGGGAGCGGACCCAGAGGCUUCUUACUUUUAUGGAGUGGUGGCAGGACGAGGCUGGUCCUGUCAGUGCCUGA